CACCGUCAGGUCCCAGCUGCCAUGGCUCUGUCCCAGAUCGAGUGUCUGAAGGAAAACCACGUGAACUGGAGGACCAACGAGUCCAAGCCCGAGUUUUUCUACAGCGAGGACCAGAGGCUGGCCCUGGAGGCCCUCAUCCAAGGCGGUCGAGAUGCCUUCAGCCAGUUCAUCCAGGAGCAGAACAUCCGGCCAUUCCUGUCCGACUUAGAGCUGGAGCGCCUGGAGGCCACCGCUCAGGUCUACAGCCCGGGCUCCGAGAGUGCGAGCGGCAACGGGGACGAGAGCGGUGGGAGCAAGCGGGCUGCGCUCUCCCUCCAAUACUGGCCCGACCGCUCGGACUGCUCGGUGCCGGACCUGGACAUGGGUUGGCCGGACUGCGUCUCGUACCGGGGGGUCACUCGCGUCAACGUGUACACGCAGCCGCCCAUGGAGGGACAGGCUCACGUCAAAGAGGUGGUCAGGAAGACCAUUGCGCAGGCGCAGAAGGUGAUUGCGGUCGUCAUGGACCUCUUCACCGACUUGGACAUUUUCAUUGACCUGCUGGACGCCGGUUUUAAACGGAAGGUCGCCGUUUACAUCAUACUGGAGGCCGCCGGAGUGCCACACUUUCUGAACAUGUGCAGAAGAGCCGGGAUGCACAAGGGACACUUAAAGAACCUACGAGUCCGCUGCACCAGGGGGACGGAAUUCUAUACCCGCUCAGCGAGGAAGGUGUUUGGAUCCUUGGGUCAAAGGUUCAUGUUUGUGGAUGGGGACCGAGCAGUGUCUGGAUCAUACAGCUUUACAUGGACAGCCUCCAGACUGGACCGGAACCUCAUCACCGUUGUCACAGGGCAGGCAGUGGAAACCUUUGACAAGCAGUUCCAAGACCUGUAUCUGCUGUCUGAGAGUGUGAGUCUCAGCAACAUCCAUCUGGAGGAGGCACCAGAACCAGAGCGAGCCCCCGCUCCUGCUCCAGCACCUGUACUGUCAGCUACUGUGGCCCGCAAACUCAUCAACCCCAAAUAUUCCCUAGUCACCAGUAAUGCUGUGGAAACCAACACCAAGAUGGCAUCAGAGAAGAACGAUGACAAUAAAAAUCCUGUGGCAAAAGUGCUGAAACCACCUCGGGAGAGGCUGGAACCUCCCCCGAUCCACCCUGGGCUACUGAACUUGGAACGAAUUAACAUGAUCCCUUAUCUGCCCACCUGGCCCGAGCCUGACCCACCCAGUGAUGUUAUUGGGUUCAUAAACAUCCGUGACUCCAGCAAGCCCAUGCACGUUCACCUCAUGCGAUCCGAGCUGUUUGAGACCUCCCAGGCCAUUCGGUUCAAAGAUCCCUUCAUCCUGCCAGUAAAUCCGCUUCCCGAGAAGGCCUGCCCAAGGCCAAAACUCUCAAAAAAUUCAUUCUCUUCACCUCAGGUUACCCAUGUUCUCAAAGAUUUACAACACAGACCCCAAGAACCACUAGAUGAAGCAAAACAGAAAGCACAACGUCUGGAUCACGCAAGCUCUUCACCUACCCUGGAAUUCCAAGUGCAACCUGUGGAUCAUACAAAUUCUUCACCUGCUAAGGAACCAGCGGCUCAACCUCUUGACAAGACACAUUCUUCACCUGCUCUUCUUGCUCUGCAAGAAGCAGCACAUCCUACUGAACAGACAUUACCAGUAGCAUCUCCAGACUCGAAACACUCGCAACCCCAACUCCAUAGAUUCUUGAAUGAACCUGUAGACCAAACACGUAGUCCAGCUAUCCACGACUUAGAAAGUAUACAGGUUUCACCACAAGAGCACCAGAAUGAACCGCUGAGAGAAGCACAACCUUCAGGCCAUACGCAUUCUCCAGUUACACAAAACCCUGAAAACACACAGUCCCAGCAAGAGGGUCCUGCUGAAAAUAAAGUUGUUUGGAACCAAACAAGUCAUCCAGGUCACAUCCCAGAAAAGGGAGGGGACGUAUGUACGCCGGUGCCCAAACCCAGAACCAUUCACCUGGUCAUUAGCCCAAAUGAUGGUAAAGAUUCAUCCAAGGUCAGCAUUGAUACAGAGCUAGACCGAGAGCCCAAAACACAAACAAGCCUGCUAAACAACAGCCCAAAUCAGACCUCAGAUCCAUAUAUUACACUCACACAGGACCCUGAAGUGCCUGAUGCUCUAACCUCCUCCAUUCCACAGCCAGGUAAAGGAAAAACAGAAAGUGCGGACCAGAGGUAUCCGGACAGAGACGGUCAACAAAACAGACAAGAAGUAAUUGCGAUGGAAGAAGAUGGUUGGGAAGAAAUCUCUCCUGGGGAGAGUUCAGACAUCUCCACGACAUCAGAGGAGUUUUUUGAGUGCAAUGACCUUGACGGGUUGGAACCGAGGCUUUAUUCCCUGCGUAAUGGUACUUGUGAUGGGACAGGCAAGUCCAAAGCAGUCCAAUCAAAGCCAGAGCCACUUCAAGGAAAGAAGCACCAAGAGAAGGCAGCAGAUGAUGGUCAACAAACCAUUGUGGAAAUUAGCAGUGAGGUUCUGAGAAACCCCAAGUUGGUGACACACAACUCUGAUGGUGGCAAGAAGAAGCAUCAGACUCCAGGCAGAUCUCCGGCUAGGACCACCUGCACAGAUGCAGGAGAUUGGAGAUGCACGCCCACCGGGACAACGGCUGACAAACCGGAUAGAUACUGCUACACGGCCAGUCCUGCAGGGCACACCGUGCAACGGCGGCAUCUCCGUGAGAGUUCAACCGGUCAGCUGUCCCACAAAAAGCCUGCCGUUCUUUGGUCCCGCGGGGGAAUGACGCAAGUACUUCUCGGGAGUCUUCAGCCUGGGUUGUCCAGCAGGCCGGCGUGGACACAGCUGGUGAGGCCCAGGACCGCUAGAUCCUCUGGCCAACGAAGACCCACACGCAAGCGUCAUGCUGCUCGGGGUGACACCCGGACCACCACGGGGGUCUCCUUAGCCGAGAUGUCCAACUUUAGACACCUAAGGGCAAAGACUAGAACACCACCUCAGCAAGAACAGCGUUUAUGAACACUGAGGCGCACCACAAUUUUCGGGUCCUCCUCGUAGAAGAUAAUUGUACUGCCUGCUUGUCUGAACCUCGAUGCAGGAAUUUCACGUCCUCAUUCGUCAACUAUAUUAAUGCCGAAGGUCACGGCAAGUCCAGACUUGGCCUUCGGCAGCAGGGACGCGGCCGUCGCCGGUUUAGGGUUCGAUUUCUCUAAUAUGUUCAGGUAACGGCGCAACACGUAACCUCGGGCGAUGCCAGCAACUCCGUAUUUGUUUUGUUCGAUGUUAAGACAUUAUUUACAGUACGCUGUACCCUGCUGGAAGCUGUGCAAGUUUCCAGAAAGUGCACAGAAUGUUUUAAGCUCCAUCUGACUUAUUGCUAACAAUAUUAGCAUGGGUUAAGUUGGACGCACAACAGUUGAAAUUGUUCCAAAGGUCAGUUCAGUGUGGCAAAUUUAAAGAUAAAAGGGUGCUUACGUCCAUGCGUGGCUGUCGUGCUGUAGAAAUGUCAACAGGCACCAGGCUCUUAUCAGUUUUUUUUUUUUUUUUUUGGGGAGAAACGGCACAUACGUCCUGCAACAGCUGCUAAACAACAUUGCGGGACUUGAUGAUCAUGAGACAGGUCACGUCAAAAGGACACCCCGUCCAGGUCAAAGUCUAACUGGCUCCUUUUCUACAACUUACACUUUGAUAAUAAAUGACUGGUGGGAACUGGGUCUUUAUCGUGUUUCUCACAACAAAAACAAGCAUGAAUGAUCAGAAAUUUUCUCCUUUUUAUUAUAAAUACUCUUUAUUUAGGACUAAACUGCAAAUGGGGAAAAAUAUAACUAUGGAAAAACAAAAUUGAGUGCAAGAUUAGCAGCUUUAAACAUGCUCUGGGUGCCCUGGAUCGCGCCACAGCUGUUGGGGGCUUUCCUCCGAGCAGACAUUGCAUUCGCUCUUGGUUUCUUAGCGACAGCGUACAACUCCAUCCUCACAGACCCCCCUCAGCUCGAAAUGAAAAGAAACUCUACAAACGGUAUCUGUGAAGAGCUGCUGGAAUCGGAAAUCCAAAACGGUCUCUUACUCUGCAAAAAAAGGUUUCUGCUGUCCGACCUCAAGGCCGAACCGACGAGGAGACCCCCCUUGGAGUCUCAGGUAGAAAUUGGCUCCAUUUCCACCACAAUUCAGGUGCAAAAGAAGCAAACCAUUAGUGCAAGGGACCUCGAUGCUGUCCUGUGUAAAUACAAAGGUCAAAAUACCUUUCCGGAACAUUCCCACGGGUGCAGCUACUGACAGCACUACUGUUAUUUUACCACAGUAGCUUUCCAAAAUACAUCCCCUAAUGCCACUCCAUCCUUUAUUUAAAGAUUAUGAACAAACGGUUUACGGGUACUUUUUAAAUCAGUACGUAUCAGCUGUGGUGGUUAGAGGAACCUGGGUCUGAAUCCCACUUUCAUCAAGGUACUUAAGCUGAACGGAACUGGAAAAAAAUUAACCAUGUGAAAAAGACAUCACUGUAAGUAGCUUUGUACUCGAGCCGAAGGUUCUAAGCCCCCCUUGGAAAAUGAAUAAAUAGUAAGAAAUAAUGCCCAAAGUGUUAUUGGUUUAUCUUUGCUUAUCCCCAGAGCCCACGGCCAUUCGUAAUGACUGCAGCGGGGACUGUCGGGGCUCGUACGGCUCCCAGGUAAGCGAGCCCCACCUGUGCGGGAUACCCAGUCGACUCUGCGGGACAGCCCUGCCAGGAAUCACCUGUGCAGACAGGGAGAAGGCUUGACUCACCUUUACCACGACCACACCCACCCCAGACGAAAAUCAUCAAAAACCACAGA
Scleropages formosus (Asian bonytongue) is the source of this 4781-nucleotide messenger RNA. It is a transcript of the gene fam83ga, whose product is annotated as family with sequence similarity 83 member Ga. Gene Ontology annotation, biological process: signal transduction. The transcript has 5 exons. The record is from RefSeq and is a predicted model, not a curated record. NCBI's taxonomy places the organism in Eukaryota, Metazoa, Chordata, Actinopteri, Osteoglossiformes, Osteoglossidae. Gene Ontology annotation, molecular function: protein kinase binding. The coding region runs from base 22 to 2991 and encodes 989 amino acids.